Molecule: messenger RNA, 616 nt
Organism: Oncorhynchus nerka (sockeye salmon)
Lineage: Eukaryota; Metazoa; Chordata; Actinopteri; Salmoniformes; Salmonidae
Product: caspase b-like
Exons: 5
Coding region: 94-582 (162 amino acids)
Source: RefSeq, a predicted model, not a curated record
AGCUGGGCUGCUCAAAACGAAAGGUAACUAUAGCGCUCUGCCAUCGGGCUUCAUUAUUUUCCAGUCGGCUGGCUGCGCCUGGAGUGUCUGAAAAUGGACUCAUCAAAAGUGGUAGCUGCCUCUGAGAAGGAACAGAAGCCAGCAGGGAAGGAGAGUGAAGAGACGUCCAGUGAACCGUCCAUCACCUCUUCUGGAAUGUUGACCCCGUCUGGAGAGAAGUGUCGUAGUCUGGAGACUGUGAUCUCUAGGCUGGAGAUGCUGAAUGUGGGAAAGAAAACAUUGGAUGGUCCAGCUCUGCUGCUGACCACUCUGGAGGAGAUGAACCCAGAUGAGUUGAGGAGAUUCCAGUUUUACCUGACUAGUAGCAGGAUGUUCAGCUUUCCUCUCAUCCCAGAGAGCCAGCUGGAGAACACUGACAGACAGGACACAGUGGAUCAGAUGGUGAAGAGAUACGGCCCUGAGGGAGCUGUAGAGAACACACUGAAGAUCCUGAGGGAGGUGGACCGAAAUUAUCUGGCAGAGAAGUUAGAGAGAGAUCACACUAGAGUAACAACAUGGUGGAGAGACUCAUCAGACAGAUGAAUGGAGAAGGAGGAAGGAGGAUGUAGUAAUGAGG